AAAUUUCUGAUGAAAUCCUCUUAAAAAAAACGAGGCUGAGAAGGGAACUGGCAAACGUGAAAAGAAGGAAAUGAGCGGCAAGCAGAAAGUAUGGUGUUAAUCAAUUAUUACUGUCAGUUAUUUAUAAUAUAGUAAACGUCGCAAACAAUUCAAUCUUGCUGUUUCCAGUUUUUUAUGUGUUAAAGGGCAGUUAUCUAACACCAGCCAGCUAAACGUCGAUUACGUUCGAAGGUAUUUCAUAGCGUUGCUUGUGAGCUAUUCUUCCGUAUUCUUGUCUCGCCUGAAUUUCGCUUGUACAACCAGUCGACCAAAGAAUUUGAUUAACGUAAACCGAAAGCGAAGAGAGAAAAUGGCUUGUUUUUCAUCAUACGCCUUGGAUUCCACGUCUUGUUCCAGCGCAUCGUUCUCCUCGAGUUGCUUCUUUUCUUGUCUCGCUGUGCCGCCCGCCGUAAUGAAUCCCGCGAUCCAGAAUAAGCACGGUCACCCUCAGAGAAAGUACUCCGCCACGAACGCCGUCAAUGCCGGGAACAACAUGGAAGACGUCGUGCACUGGGCUGCAACGAGAACAAGCCGGUAUGUCGUCCUCGGCGGUUGCUAAACGAAAAUGGACAUUUAGAUGAAGAUUCAGCAGACUGAGGAUGUAAUACAGUGUGCACAAUGGUCUGAAUUUAAACCGCGAAGCAAGCUAGCUGUAAUAUUGCAUAUUUUAUAUGUACAGCUAGCUGUCACAGUAUUAUAUUCACAUAGUUGUGCAAUCUGUACGGGAGCUCAUAACGUUGGUUAGCGAGCUACGGGAAGAGAUAUUUAUUUUAUUUAACUUAGCUAGCCACUUCAAAAAUAGUAGAUCGUAUUUAGCUAUCUGUAUAUUUUUUAUUUUUGCACUCGUGACGUUAGCCAGAUAUUUGCGGAAACAUUAACGGGCUAGCUAAAUUCAUUUUCCUCAUGCAUGUGCAAGAGAAAUCUAUGUGGUCUAUUUUUUUAAAAACCAACUGUAGUCACUACUUGGGACGUUUGUUAAUCGUUUUAGGUUUAUAUAUACAAAGUCAGGAUGUUUAAGGGGAUGCAUUCAGACGGACUUUAUCGCAAAGAGAAUGCCGCGCCAGCGGCAGACCCCGGCCUUAGCGUAACCACACUCCGGCAUGCUAAUCAGGAUAGCCCGUGGAUUGGCAUUCUGUCGGUGGUCUCUAGGCCUGCUCUGGCUUUCCUGCAAAAGUAUUUCCCGGGAAGCCCCACCACGCCUAAUGGCGUUUCUGGCUGGCAGGAUGGAGAUAUUAAACGACGCUUUAAGGGCAAAAAUGCGUUUUUAGAUCAACCUGACUUAAUUCCCGAAGCGGAGCGCGAUCUCGCCUACCACCUACACUACCAGUCGGGCACUAAUGGCAUUUGCUCUUCCUCAACGGCAGCUGUGAGCUGGUUGAGUGCCGACUCCCUCCGAGAGUUAGGAAUUAACGAUAGCGCCGACAUUGACGUAAAUAUGAGACAGCAAACAUCUGCAGUGGGAUACUUGGCAUCGGUUAAAAAUGUCAUUAGUCACGUUUUGGUGAACAAAGUUUCAGGACAGGAUGUGACUGUAAAAAACCCAGAAUACCACCGAGGUUUGGCAAGGGAUGACUGGCCGUCAGACCCGGUCUCGGUCGCAUCGCGAGCGAAGAGCAACUGGUUGUGGGACGGGAUCUGGGGAUCUGCUGACAGUUCGCAAGGGUGGCUGUCAAGUUUUUUAUGGAGAGCAUGCUCUGUGGCGUCAGAUCAGCAUUGUCCAGAAAUUGACAGCGGCAUCCAUUGUCAGCGGGCUGAGUCUGGUACAACCGCCGGCGUUGCCAAGCCAACGGAUCUGUUUGAACAGCGCGACUAUGGAGAGCCGAUUCACGGCGAAAGCGCUGGACCUUCCAGCAACAAAGGCGAGCCCGAUAAUGGUAGCCGUCAGUCGGUCCGACCGGAAUCCCUCCCGAGCUCCGAAAAGACCCUGUUAGUUUGUCAGCCGGUCUGUGAACGCCUUACCGGCAUAAGAGCGGCCACCGCCUGCAGUGAGGUGGCGGUUCUUACCCCGGAUCAGGACAAUGGGUACUCAAGUUUGGAAGAAGAGCACUCAAACUUCAGGAUGCAUUUAGUGGAGCCUGCCUGUCCCGAGCAAGCGCGUUCAGGGCCAGGGGAGGGGGCAGAGGAGCUAGCUUUACCUGCGGAAGGUCGCACGUCUGUGGAGGCAGGCGCUGGGGAGCUCUCUGACGUGGAGGCCACCUCGGCUGGGAGGGAAGGAGAGGAGGCGUCCGGUGAGUCUGACCUCUCUGACCUUUCGGACACCGACGAGGAGGCGGAGCCAGAGGUGCUGACCCCGCCCCACCCGCAGGUGCCCGGCUGCCAGAACAAGGCCAUCGCCUACAUCAUGGGCAGCCCGUGCAGCGAGGGCAGCGAGUCGGAGCUGGAGGAGGACAGCGACUGGGACAGCCAGGACGACGACGACGGCUUCGACAGCGAGGGCUCGUCCGACUUCUGCGACUCGGACGACGAGGAAGAGGAGGAGGAGGAGGAUGCGGAAGACGGGGAGUCGGACGCGGAGGAGGCGGACGGCGAAGUGGAGCAGCUGUGGAACUCGCUCUGCCGAAGCGGGGAUCCCUACGACCCCCGAAACUUCACGGCCGCCCUCCGGACCACGCCCGCACGGGGCGUGGCGCAGGGGGAGGAGGAGGAGGAGGAGGUCCCGGAGGAGGGUCCCUGCUCCCUGCGGCCCCUCCCCCCGGAGGAGGAGAGCUGGGAGGAGGCCAGCGAUGUGGACGAGGCGGAGAGCCUCCGGCUGUGGACCUCCUUCAGCUGCGCGGCCGACCCCUACAGCCCCCUCAACUUCCGGGGUCCCCUCCGGACCCGAGACGAAAGCAGGGGCCCCGGCAAGAGGCCGGCCCCCCCGGCCCGCCCGGCCCCCCCGUCUCCCUUCCUGAGCCCGGACGCAGAGGACCGGAUGGACAGCGGCUUCUCUGAGGCCAUGGUCCUCCCGGUCCAGCCCGCCCCCUGCAGCGCCAAGCUGAAAAAGGUAAGGUUUGUGGAGGAGGUAGAGGUGUUCUACGCCAGCGGCGACGAGGACAGGCGUGGCCCGUGGGAGGAGUUUGCCCGCGACCGGUGCCGCUUCUUCCGCAGAGUGCAGGAGACGGAGCACGCCAUUGGCUACUGCCUGGCCCCCCCCUUCCGGCUCAGCAUCUUCAACAGACUGUACCCCAGCUGCUGAGGGCUUCCCCUUGUGCUGUUGUUGUUGUUUGAUUUGUUUGAUUAACAGGAAUUAAUGGAGGAGAUAAAAAAUAAAGACUCAGUGGGCUCAUUCAGGGUGACCAGAGAGCAGGAGAACAGUGUAGUUUAAAUGUCUAAGGGCUCGUUAGUCAUUGUCCAAGGAACCUAGCCUGAAGCAGGCUAACAUUUCACUCGAGUUACGUACGCUAACCGUACCUCUACGCAGUGAUCUGAGUUGUGUUGACCGGAAUCCGGAAUGGUUUAUUUUCACAGCCCGACUACACCCCGACCACACCCCCCGCCCAAUCCCAAACUCACUUUGUUUUGAAGUUUCACCCCCAAGCCUGCUCCCCCCCCCCCCCCCUACUUUUUUUGUUUUGUUUACAGCAGCCAUUGCCACUGUAUAGCUGAUCAGGGAAACGACACGUGAACUCAGUUCGGUGUUGUUCCUGGCUUCCUGCAGGGAUGUGCUGUGGCAAGCUUUUCAUCUUUACAGGAUUACCCAGGAGCCAGCUCUGGGAGCGGACGUCCGGCUCUUCUCUCCCCAGUCCCAAGGUAGUGGGUUGGGCUUUAUGACACCUCUGUGUUUGAAUGAAUACACUAGUAUUGGUUUCUCAUUACGUCUUGGCUUUAACAUUGGCUCUCUCUCUUUCUCUCUAAGUCUGUAUUUUGCUAGAAAGUAUUGAAGUCGAGUGCAGUGGUGUGUGUUCAGGUUCCCCAUUGCCUUGGAUUGAUAAAAGGAUUCAUUAGGAAACGUGUGUGUGUUGCUAAUUUUAUUAUAACUACAAAGGCCAAAGGAGACACACUUAAAUAAGUUCUGGAACUUAAUUCUUUAUUCAGUAUUUAACUUCCUGUCCAUCCCAGUAAUGAAGUUGCCCCCCUUGUAGUUCUGAAUAUGAACACUCUAAAUAACCAGUUAUUUUUUGUCUGUUUUUAAGCAGAGCUUAUUUCAUUAUCUAUUUUUGGGCGAGGGUGAUUAUGGGAAAGGUUCUAAGUCACUUGGUAACUAUUUUGCAUGAAGCUUAUUUUAAAAAUACUUCAUUUCCAUCCUUAACAGCUGCAUUCAAUUUUUGGUGUGAUCCUUUUCAUAGAAACAGUAUCUAGGGUGGGGUUUUUUCUGUCUCGUUCAAACAGAGGCAGAUUCUGGGAGGUUAAAAGAUCGUACAACACUAUGUGGGGAAGUGUGAAGAGAGCACAACAUUCUGGGAAAUGUAGUCUUUGGGGGGGGGGGGGACUGUUGUGUUUGGAUAUUAAUAAACUACAAAGGUGAUUCAAGGUAGUACUACAAUUACAUGAAAUUGUUUUAUUUUUCUAAAACACCUAGAGGUUUAGUGCUUUUUGCAUCCAUUUGAGAUUUUGUGACAAACGAAAUUUAAUGUAUGCGUAUUGAAAUGUGCAAAUUUCAACUGAAAGUACUAAUAAAAAAAAAUAAUCUUGAAAUAA
This is a messenger RNA of Anguilla rostrata (American eel), 4656 nucleotides long. RefSeq lists its product as uncharacterized. The transcript is spliced from 2 exons. Gene Ontology annotation, biological process: response to endoplasmic reticulum stress. The coding region runs from base 1049 to 3214 and encodes 721 amino acids. The record is from RefSeq and is a predicted model, not a curated record. Gene Ontology annotation, molecular function: protein phosphatase regulator activity. Gene Ontology annotation, cellular component: protein phosphatase type 1 complex; endoplasmic reticulum. NCBI's taxonomy places the organism in Eukaryota, Metazoa, Chordata, Actinopteri, Anguilliformes, Anguillidae.